Molecule: messenger RNA, 1320 nt
Organism: Cimex lectularius (bed bug)
Lineage: Eukaryota; Metazoa; Arthropoda; Insecta; Hemiptera; Cimicidae
Exons: 2
Coding region: 882-1220 (112 amino acids)
Source: RefSeq, a predicted model, not a curated record
UUCAAGAUCUGGAAACAAUUUGUUCAAAUAUUAAUCUUCUAAUGUCACAAUUCAAACAAUUCUUUUAUCGGAUGAAAUAUUCAUAUGCCACACCUGAAUGUACGUAGAUGUUUUAACAUCAAACUGAAUACUUCCAUUAAAACGUAUAAGUAUACUAUAUUAUUUAUUUUAAAAGAACAUAAAAUGCAAUUUUCACAUUUCUAAGUUACAGUUGGGUUUUCUCUUUGUUUGGAUAUGUAAUGUUAAAUGUUUGAAGCUUAUUUCAAUCCUUUUCAAGAGUUUUAUUAUUUCUAUAGUUGUGUAAUGUGGUGAAAUGUAGAGUAGAUCCCAGAAGUCUAAACAUUUACUGGUUAAAAUUUACAUCCUUUUUGUAUGAUAUUUAUAUCUGGGAAAUUUAAGACAAAAAGGAAUGAACUUGCUCUAGGAAUUUUAGCAUGUAAAGAUUUAUAGGAAGAUAGAACAGAUGGAUCGAAGAUAGAACAGGCAGGGAGUACGUGUUGGGAUAAAAAGGGACAAACUAUACAGUAGCAAAGCCCCUUUGACUAAGCCAAACAAUUUCCCCAAGCUGAAGUCCACACAGUCAACUAAGAAUACAAAAAGUGCAUAGAUUUACAUACUCUCAGACAGUCAGGCAGCUAUAAAGGAAGUAAAUGGGUAUGUUUAUAGCAACUACUCUGGAAAAAAUUGCCUAAUAGACAAAGGAAAACACAAGGUUACUUUAAACUAUCAGGACAUGAAGGUAUAGAAGAAAUUGAGGUAUAGAAGCCUGACCAAUUAGAAAAAAAGGGACCCGUGGGACCAGCACCACAACUAGGUGCACCAGGGUGUGUACAUAAGUUGGAACUGGAAAAAUGGCUUGAGAAAGAAAAACUCAAACAGGUAUGAGACAAGCUAAGAGAUUUACAAAUCAUUCAGAAAGGAAGGCGAAGGAGGCUGGAUUCUCCCUCAGCAGGCAGGAUUUGAGGAAAAUUAUAAGCCUCUAUACCGGUCACUGCUCUCUUAACUAUCAUCUGAAGAAGAUGGGCAAAGCAGAGACAGAAACAGCUCUGGAGGAAACAGAAACAUUGGUACUUAUCCUUUGUGAAUGUAAAGCCCAGUUACAGUACAGCCACAUUGGUAAGGCAAUUCUCACACAAAAGAGGUGCACGAGGUGGCACCAAGGAGGGUGCUUAGGCUCAUAUGAAAAAGUCUACCAUUUUCCAAGGUUUUCAACAUGGUAAAUUUCCAACUGAGUUCAUAAAAGCUAUGGUCAUCCCUUUGCUCAAAAAUAACGAUCAUAUCUCACCUCUAAAUUGGCAAAAAAACACUUGAAAAGUCAAU